Molecule: messenger RNA, 909 nt
Organism: Durusdinium trenchii
Lineage: Eukaryota; Dinophyceae; Suessiales; Symbiodiniaceae
Source: the annotation of a GenBank genome assembly
AUGUCCAACGCCAACGUUCCAGGAGUUGAGAAGCUAACCAUGACAACGGUUCAGCACAGCUGGCUGCAGGCACCAGCAACCAAGUACCGGUUGCAUGAGGACUUGGGCAUGGACUCGAGUGUCCAUUUGGUGGCCCCGCAAACCGUCUUCGCAGUCAAGGGGUGGAACAGGUGCAUGGCUUUGAUGGGUGUAUGCUAUUGUGGCUUCACCACUCCGGCUCUGAUAGAGGCGAGGACCUUCAGCACAAUCUACGCGAACAGCGUUGAGCCUGACAUCAACCGUGUGGUGAACACGAAUCGGGGCGUGACAUGCUCAACGGUUGGGGUCAGAAGGAAGCCAAACGCGUUCAACAUCGUCUGGCAGCUGGAGCUGCUGGUGCGAAGCGGCGUGUCGCAGCAGAACGCCAUCACUUCGCUUGAGACCUACGAAAGUGCUGCCCAAGUGGCAUCCGUGUACUCUCUUGGAAAGCAAGAAAGUGCAGCGGCGUUGGCGCUCCUUCACAAAGUGCCAAAGGUGGCCAAAGAGGCGCUCACUGUCAUGGUGAGGCAAUAUGGCAUGCCUCGGUUUUUAACCCAUGAGGCCAUUGCCGUUGGCCUUCUUAGCGAUAAGCACUGCACGGCUACCGGCCCCUUGGGCAACUGGAAGCAGGAACUCACGAACAACGAGGCCCUGAUCAUGACUGUGAUCCACAGGAUGGAGAAGGACUGGCUAGCAACACCCCCAAAGCAGCGCCGACCGUGGCAUGUCAAGGACCUUGAAACUUUGUUCCAAUUGAUUGCGGGCAUUAUUGUUUGGGGGAUUGCUUCAAAAGAUCAUCAGUCCUAUCCUGCACGGGUCAUUGCAGUGCACCCAAGGAAGUGUUGCAAAGGAACUGCGGUGGAUUUAUGGCAUGCUUGGACUACUUCGUGA